UUUCUAUCUUUUUUCGUGAGUUGGUCUUAACAUGCAUCACUAACAAAAUUAUCAUAACUUCGAUCAUAGGCAUGUCUGCAUUGAAUUUUUAAAUAAAACAAAAAAGAAUAGCUGUACCAAAAUGUCAAUUAAUAUUAGAUGUGCAAACCCAAAUGAUUUACUCAACAUUCAACAUUGUAAUUUACAAUGUUUGCCUGAAAAUUAUCAAAUGAAAUAUUACUUAUAUCAUGCUUUAUCAUGGCCACAGUUAAGUUAUGUAGCUGAAGAUGAAAGAAAUCAAAUCGUAGGAUAUGUAUUGGCAAAAAUGGAAGAAGAUUGUGAAGAUAAUCCUCAUGGACAUAUAACUAGUUUAGCUGUUAAAAGAUCUCACAGAAGAUUAGGAAUAGCUCAAAAAUUGAUGAAUCAAGCAUCAAGAGCCAUGGUGGAGUGUUUUAAAGCUAAAUAUGUUUCUCUACAUGUUAGAAGAAGUAAUCGAGCUGCACUAAACUUGUACACCAACAGUCUAGAUUUUGAAGUAUCUGAAAUUGAACCAAAAUAUUAUGCUGAUGGUGAAGAUGCAUAUGCCAUGAAAAGAGAUUUAAAAUCAUUUAAAGAAGAGAAAGAUACAUCUAGUGAUAACUGUUAUUCUAACAUUACAAUAAAAAAUGAUGAAUGUUGCUAAUUAAUAAAAAUUUGCUUAUAAUUGAAA
This is a messenger RNA of Trichogramma pretiosum, 688 nucleotides long. It is a transcript of the gene vnc, whose product is annotated as N-alpha-acetyltransferase 11. Lineage: Eukaryota; Metazoa; Arthropoda; Insecta; Hymenoptera; Trichogrammatidae. The transcript is spliced from 2 exons. The coding region runs from base 122 to 661 and encodes 179 amino acids. Gene Ontology annotation, cellular component: NatA complex. Gene Ontology annotation, biological process: N-terminal peptidyl-glutamic acid acetylation. The record is from RefSeq and is a predicted model, not a curated record. Gene Ontology annotation, molecular function: protein-N-terminal-glutamate acetyltransferase activity; protein N-terminal-serine acetyltransferase activity.